Molecule: messenger RNA, 1050 nt
Organism: Aspergillus tanneri
Lineage: Eukaryota; Fungi; Ascomycota; Eurotiomycetes; Eurotiales; Aspergillaceae
Gene: FGAOX3
Product: alkene reductase
Exons: 1
Coding region: 1-1050 (349 amino acids)
Molecular function (GO): FMN binding; NADPH dehydrogenase activity
Source: RefSeq, a predicted model, not a curated record
AUGGCCCCUAUGACUCGCUUCCGAGUCGGCGACGACCACAUCCCCCUCCCCAUCGUGAAGGAGCACUAUGAACAGCGCGCCUCCGUCCCCGGCACUCUCCUCAUCACGGAGGCAACCCUUAUCUCGCCACGUGCGGGGGGCUAUUCCGCCGUCCCCGGGAUCUGGAGCGACGCGCAGAUCGCGCAGUGGCGCACCGUGACGGAUGCCGUGCACGCCAAAGGCUCCUACAUCUACAUGCAGCUCUGGGGACUGGGUCGCGUCGCGAAUCCUACCGUCCUCCGGAACGAAGGGAACCAUGAUCUGAUCUCCAGUAGCGCGGUGCCUGUUUCUCCUGACGCGGCGGUGCCGAGAGAACUAACCGGGGAGGAAAUCCAUGUCCUCGUUGCGGAGUAUGCCCAGGCAGCGAGGAACGCCAUCGCUGCGGGAUUCGAUGGCGUCGAGAUCCACGCCGCGAAUGGAUAUCUGAUUGAUCAGUUUAUUCAGGAUACUGUCAACCGACGCACAGAUAUCUGGGGAGGGAGCGUGGAGAAUCGCGCAAGGUUCGCGUUGGAAAUCAUCCGUGCCGUUGUUGAUGCUGUCGGCGCGGAUAGGACUGGUAUUCGGUACAGUCCGUUCAGUACGUUCCAGGGAAUGCGGAUGACGGACCCGAUCCCGCAGUUCGAGUAUCUGGCUCGGAAGACGGCGGAGUUCAACUUGGCAUAUGUGCAUGUCGUGGAGGCGAGGAUCGCGGGAAGCACGGAUGUCAAUGAGACUGGGGAUCGGUUGGAUUUCUUCCUCGAUGCUUAUAAUGGUGCUGGGCCAGUGAUUGUCGCCGGGGGGUAUAAGAGUGAGUCGGCUAAGGAGGCGGUUGAUGUGCGGUAUAAGGACCAUGAGGUGUUGGUUGGGAUUGGGAGGAUGUGGACGUCGAAUCCGGAUUUGGUGUUCAAGAUCAAAUCGGGGAUUCCGUUGCGGCCGUAUCAGAGGGAGGUCUUUUAUCUUCAUGGGAAUCCUAAGGGGUAUGUCGAUUAUGAGGUUAGUGAGGAGUUUAAAGCUGCUCAGGUGGCAGCUUGA